AUAUACCAAAAGAAGAAGGAAAUCAUGCUAUCAUAACAUAGCAUGAGUGUACGCUGCUAUCAGUUAUUCAGGUUCUUUACUGGGUAAUUCUGUUCUGUUUUAUGUAAAAUGCCGCCAAAAGGGAAAGGUGGUAAGGGUGGUAAAGGAGCUGCUGCAGGAAGUGCAGAUGCCGAAAAGAAAGAUAAGGCUCCCAAGGGUGGUACUUCUGUGAAGGUUCGACAUAUCCUCUGUGAAAAACAUGGAAAAUGCAUGGAGGCCAUGGAGAAACUGAAGGCCGGUGUCCGCUUCAGUGAAGUAGCAUCACAGUACAGUGAAGACAAAGCCAGACAAGGAGGUGACCUGGGCUGGAUGACUCGAGGAUCAAUGGUCGGACCUUUCCAGGAGGCGGCGUUUGCGUUACCCAUCAGUUCAAUGGACAAACCGGUUUAUACAGACCCUCCUGUCAAGACAAAGUUUGGGUAUCACAUCAUUAUGGUUGAGGGGAAAAAGUAAAAUUAGCCUCUCUCUCUAUGAGAUUGGACAAAACAGUGAUAUGUGCAAAAGCCAAAAGGACCAGACAAACAUAUGAUUGAAACUUGCGCAGCAAUUUUGUGAACUACUUCAACAAGAUUGGCUUUUGGAAUUUUCUGGAUUUUUCUUUGCAGUUUAAGGUGUUUCGUUGAAUUCCAAUAAUAAAAUAAAGACGUUCCAAAUAAA
Messenger RNA from Oryzias latipes (Japanese medaka), 696 nucleotides. It is a transcript of the gene pin4, whose product is annotated as protein (peptidylprolyl cis/trans isomerase) NIMA-interacting, 4 (parvulin). Gene Ontology annotation, biological process: rRNA processing. The record is from RefSeq and is a predicted model, not a curated record. Lineage: Eukaryota; Metazoa; Chordata; Actinopteri; Beloniformes; Adrianichthyidae. Gene Ontology annotation, molecular function: DNA binding; peptidyl-prolyl cis-trans isomerase activity.